UCUCAAAACAAUUGGGGGGAAAUUAGGGUUCUGAGUUGUCUUCAUUCUACAGAAUGUCCAGCACUCCUGAAGACUUCUCUCAAUUCGACAUUUCAGAACAGGAAAAGGACAAACUAGUUGGGGAAGUCAUCCGCUACAUACUAUUCAAGACGGAGCAAAAUUCAGGGUGCCCAAUUAAAAGGGAGGAAUUGACUCAGUUGAUUACUGGUAAAAAUUAUAGACAGAGAAAUCUGCCAGCUUUUGUGAUCAAUGAAGCGAAGACUAAACUCUCCUCGAUUUUUGGGUACGAAAUGAGGGAACUCCAACGGUCCCGGUUCUCCACUUCAUCUCACCAUAGCCGUGCAUUCCAAUCUCAACAAUCCGUUGCUGAUGCAAAAUCAUAUAUAAUAAUAAGUCAACUCCCUGCUGAUGCCUACAGAAAAUAUGUUGAGGAUGCAAAUAAAUCACAAGUAACUGGUUUUACUUUUGUUGUCAUUAGUAUUAUUCAUGUGGCCGGAGGAAAAAUUGCAGAAGAAAGUCUUUGGCAUCAUUUGAGGCGGUUAGGAUUGUAUGAAAAUGAGGAAAGCCAUCCAAUCCUUGGAAACGUCAAACUGGCUUUAGAAGGGCUUGUCCAACAAAGAUAUUUGCAGAAAGAAAAAGUUAAUGGCCCUGAAGGCAGUACUUUAUAUUAUGAGCUUGCUGAGAGAGCUCUAGAUGGAGCACUUGGUGAUAGAAUAAAAGAAUAUGUUUCUCAGAUUGUGCAAAAAGACUUCACCUCAUUGGGAGCUGAUUAGCAUGCCAUUUUUUGCUCCAAGGUGUGUUUUUCACUCUUUUAAUUAUUCUCAAGCAGACUGUUUCAGAUUUCUUAUUAUUUGGUAGAAUAUUACAAUUUAAGAGAGUUGAACCUUGAUGAACAUCCAGACUUCAAUUGUAUAAAGACACAUCCACCAUCGACUCCAUUUUGGCUGAUUUGAGUCACUGUGGUUUGCUGUAUUAUAUUCUCCGCAGCACUUUGUCAUUAGUGAAUCUAUAUUUAUGUUUUGUAGUUGAACAGUUAAACUUUUGUUAUCGGUUAAACAUCUAUCUAUGAUGCAGUUUUUAGGUUGUGAACAUGAUCUUUUAGAUUGUAAUACAAUCAAGAUUCAGUCAGUUUGGUAAGCAGUGCACCCUGCUUCUGAAAAAUGAUAACCUUAAUUUCUGCAAA
This is a messenger RNA of Olea europaea var. sylvestris, 1183 nucleotides long. RefSeq names its product melanoma-associated antigen 8. Gene Ontology annotation, cellular component: nucleus. The record is from RefSeq and is a predicted model, not a curated record. Lineage: Eukaryota; Viridiplantae; Streptophyta; Magnoliopsida; Lamiales; Oleaceae. The transcript has 6 exons. Bases 54 to 773 code for a protein of 239 amino acids.